UCGCGUCAUAUUAUAACUCUUAUUACACUUAGGUGGAGUGGUUCAAGUGUGAAAGUUCCGAAAGCCAAGUGUUAAUAUCGCGUUAUCUAAUGAUGAUUGGAGUAAAACAUCGGGUCGAAGCAACGCAAUUAUGUAGGCGGCGGAAUGGCCGCAUGUGAAUGGUGCGGGAUCGAUAGAGCGGAGUGCGCACGCUCGUCCCUCGCCGUCCGCCGUUCGCCGCGCUACCCCGCGCUCCACAUCGCAUACACAGCUGGCUUCACCUUCCGCCGCUGACGCUCAUCAACCUGUGUCUCAGUGUCCCCUGUGUACAGAUCCAGUGCUCUGCCGCAUCUUGGAUAUGGUCCGGACUGAUUAGUGGCUCUAAACGAUGUGAUGUACCGUCUCUCAUGGCGGCAGGCUCUAUGGGCGCUGGCGCUUUUAUGUGUGCUGGCGCCCUCGAACGCCGAUGGUAACAUAGGUUGCUUAUUUAGCUCUUCACUGUGCAUUAAAGGAGUAGAAUGGUGCUACGACGAUUUCGCUUUCGGGAGAUGUAUAUCGAUCUUUGAAGAGGAAGCUGAAGAAGGUGAUCUCUAUCGAUAUGACAUGAACUCGGAGCAGCUGAAAUGGUUCGAGAGCGAGUUGCAGCGGCUGGCAGAACGUGGCUACCGCUGGGAGCAUGCAUACACGCAGUGCGUGCUUCAGGCCAUGCUCUAUACACUCAGGCAGGACCUGGAUCCAGCCAAGGUCAAUGCAAAGAUAUGUGACCAUUUCGCUGACCCAAAAUUGAGUAAUAUACCACUUGACGAUGAAAACGAGAAUACUGAAGCCGAACCUGACGAAACGGCGUAUAUACGGUUUACGCCAAAUUCCCCACAAACGGACUCCGACUUUGCAAAUGAGGUUUACAGCCCUCCAGACGAUCCCAUGUCAACUUACCUAGUACCUGGUGGUAAUGCAGUUCCGGUCAUUGUUGAGGAAGACGCAGUUCCAGAUGACGAAACGCCAAGUGACAAAGUUAGAAAUUUGUUGAUGCAUGCUGACGAAGAACUGCCUGUUAAUUUACCUUUUGAAGGGUUUCGAGAGCGAAUCCAAGCUGAAAAAGUAAAAGCUGGUGAUAAUGACAACACAAUACCUGAUGCUGUAUUAGAUAAAGAAAAAAAAUCUCUUCCUGAUGUUGAACUACUCACGCAAGGCAGUCCCAACUCUGACUAUUUGGAUGAAGAACGCGUGGGAGCACACUAUCGUAAGAUCAAAACUAGGCCCCCACCUUACACAGCUGAGUACAUCACUAGCAAUAGAUUGUCGGAUCUUGAUGCUGAAGUUCGAUUCAAUGCUUUAGAAAAAUACAAGCAAAGUUUUGCUGAGAAGAAUUUUCCAUUUGAAUACGAAAAUCCUGGGGAGUUGCCCGAACCGAGAAUAUAUAUCGAUGAAGAUGGGUUAGACGAUUUUCCUGUUGACUCCGGUAGUGGUGAACGAGACCCUUAUCAUAUAAUGAAAGAUAAAAACAAGAUGGACCUAAAACAUUCUAAGAAUAUGGAAUAUUUAAUGAACUAUUGGCGUGAAAUAAUUGAUUCUAAAUUGAAACCACAAGGAGCAUUGUAUGCAGAAGGAGGACCUAUGAAGGCUGAUGAUCUGCAGAGCCCCUUGUACUCAAGCAGCUCAGCCCGGAAGCGGCACGCGCACCCUAAUGAAGGUGUUUCAAAUACCGACGAUGUUUCAGGUGAAAAUUCAAAAUUGUCUUCUGAAGAGUUUCAAGAUUUGUUAAAUAGCGAAUGGGGCUUUAUGCGUAGGGAAAGAGAUGAUGUUAAAAAGCCCGGGCCGCGCCUGGAUGCGAAAACAAUAAAGUUAAUAUACCAGAAUAAGUCGGUGACAGGUCAUGGAAAUACAAAGGCACAAAAGUUAAUAAACGGUGGACAUGAUCAUAAUGAAUAUGACUACGAUCCUUCUUACGCAUAUGUUUUAUUCAAGAAUAGGUUCGGUACGGACUGGGAGAAAGGCAUAUCAUUCAUAGCAAAAAUCGAAGAACUGCUUGGCUUAGAGAAAAACACAUUUACGAAUCCUCGGGUUGAUCCCGGAGAAGUUACGUUUAAAGUUGAGAAAAAUAGCAAAAAUUACGAUGCCGUGGAUGUAGCAUCACGUGUCGAUGAGAUCAAAGACGAUUUGCGCCUCGUAACUGGUGCACAAGUUAUACAAACUGGCGUGGGUGAUCGGGUAAAUAGCAAGCGCCCAGUAAUUCGCCACUCAGAUUCAACUGAAGGUCUUAUCUGGGGUCUGGAUAUGCCAGUAGUGCUAGCCCUGGUGGGUAGUCUUUCUGUGCUGAUAGUGGGUGCGGUGGUCUUCGCGAUACUUCUGAAGAGAGAUUUGAACGCCAGGAGGAAGAUGCAAGGGCUCUCCACGGCUACCGAAAUAGACGCAGAAGCAACCAGAGAUUACCAGGAGUUGUGCCGGGCCCGUAUGUCAGGCAAGUGGACCGGGCAACAGACGGCUGCAGCACCUCAUUCCUCAGAUGCUCCCCAACGUAUCACCUCGCUGUCUCGUGAACCUGAUGGCAACUCACCUUCCACCAGAUCUAGCACUUCGUCGUGGAGCGAAGAACCAACAUUGACCAAUAUGGACAUCUCUACUGGACAUAUGGUCCUUGCUUACAUGGAAGACCAUCUCCGCAACAAGGAUCGCCUUGAGCAAGAAUGGCGAGCUCUAUGCGCAUAUGAAGCGGAACCCUGUGCGACCGUAGCAGCCCUGAAACCGGAGAAUACGGGCAAAAAUAGAUACCCUGAAGUGCUGCCCUAUGAUCACUCCAGGGUCACACUGAACACUCUUUCCAACCAUCUUGGGUCUGAUUAUAUCAACGCUUCUACUAUUACCGAUCAUGAUCCUCGCAACCCUGCCUAUAUCGCCGCAGCGGGUCCUCUGGCGCACACCGCGCCCGACUUCUGGCAAAUGGUAUGGGAGCAAGGAAGCGUCGUCAUGGUUAUGCUCACAAGGCUUACGGAGAAUGGUAAUCAGCUUUGCCAUCGGUAUUGGCCGGAGGAGGGUUCUGAACUCUAUCAUAUCUACGAGGUGCACCUAGUAAGUGAACACAUCUGGUGCGACGACUACCUCGUCCGCAGCUUCUAUUUAAAGAAUCAAUGCACCGGAGAGACUCGCACGGUCACGCAGUUCCAUUUUCUCUCCUGGCCAGAGAACGGAGUGCCAUCCUCUACAAAGGCCUUGCUGGAGUUCAGGAGGAAAGUAAACAAGUCCUACAGAGGAAGAUCUUGCCCUAUCGUUGUCCACUGCAGUGACGGAGCUGGCCGCACGGGCACGUACUGCCUGAUUGACAUGGUGUUGAACCGCAUGGCAAAGGGUGCAAAAGAGAUCGACAUCGCCGCCACACUCGAGCACAUCCGCGACCAGCGCGUUCGCACUGUUGCCACCAAACAGCAGUUCGAAUUCGUACUCAUGGCCGUUGCUGAAGAGGUACAUGCGAUACUAAAGGCUCUACCGGCACAUCUGCAACAAAUGCAAGAAAAGAAGGACAAAGAGAAGGAAAAAGAUAAAGAUAAAGACACCGAAAAGGAAAAGCCCAACUGAACACGACGAUACGCCACGACAUUGUUAACCAACUUCUUUUCACUCGACUAACGUAAACAAGUAAAGCGUGUAUCCGUAGUCUCGAGGCUUUGAAUUUCGCUGCCUACCUGCAAAUGCACUUAGUACGGCAUUUGUGGAAUCGAAAUAAGAGAUUCAUUUGUUUUAAUCUCGCCACUUGGUAGCGUGAAGUUCUCAACCUUGAUAUUAUUGUAAUAAAUGUGUUUUAUGUAUUCACUUUUCCUUAGCGCUUUAUUUUCAUGUAUCUUAAUAUUCUACAAAGUACGAAAACAUUCAUUAACGUAAGUAAUUUGGUGGAAAUUAAUGAUUUAUUUAGUGUCAUAUUAAUCAUUUCAUCAAGCUGGCUGUCCAGUAGAUUAUGCUACAAAACAAAAACUAGGCAUUUAUUUUUUUAAAGCUUUUUAAUUGUAUGUUAGUGAUGUAUUUUCAUAUGGAUACAAGAAGUAGAAUAUUUUUAAGACAAUUUUAAACAUAUUAAUGUUAAUUUUAAUUUUGAUCAUCAUAGCUUUUUGUUUGGCAUACUGUAAACAAAAAUAAACACAUUGUAUGCAACAGGUAUCUUAGUCAAUUGUUAAGGUGUCUAUAGUCACAUAUUCCUUUUAUGUUUAAAAUGUAUGUACAGAACAUUAUUUAUCUAAAUGUUGGUUUAAUUAGAUAAAGUUCAGUUGUAGGAAAUUUACGCGACCAAAUUCAACAAACAAUAAAUUGUAACAUUCUAGAACCUCUGUUAUAAAAGAAAGAACUGCUUUUAAAUGUUGAAUAUAUUUAAUCAAGUGUUAUUCGUUUACGUAAUUUACAAAUAUCUAAUUAUGCAAUACGUUAUUUGCAUGAAAUGCAUUAAUAUCUAUGACUUGAUCUCAAAGUAGGUGAAGUGUUAAUAUACAUAUAUCCAGAAUCUUGCUGUGCUAUUUCUUCGUUACUUGUCAAGUACUCGUACCUACAUAAAUCAUACAAUGUAAUCUUUUUCGUAUAACAUUUAUCAUUUGUUAUGGUAAUUUAUGAAAUAUUGUAAUUGUCAAAUUUGACCAUCAUACUCGUACACAGGGCGCGCAAGUACUGAAGUACAAAUCUACCAGAAAUGUGCCCACCGAAUCAUAUCCUGACAAACGGCAUACCUGAAGAAAUAUAAUCAAAUAAAUGAGAUCAAAAAUUAAUAUUUACUGAGUAGUAGAAACAAUAGAGACGUAAAUAUAAGAUUUAUAUACCUAAGGUUAUUUAUGCAUAUUACGUAAAAAUAUAAAAAAAAAAUAGCUACCCACGAAAUUACGAGUGUAGUUUAGAUUUAAGGGAAAAUAUAUUUAACCGUAUUUCUGUAUGAAAUUAUAUGUAGUUUUUAUGUGGAUGAUUGAAUAAUGGAUUUUGAUUAAAUUGUUUUAGGUAAUAAGACAAAAUCUAGUAUCCUCAACCCUAAUCUCCGUAUCCCAUCCAUUUACACGUACUAAAUUGCAAGGACAGAUACACGCACAACUAAUAAUUCCACACAGUG
Messenger RNA from Hyposmocoma kahamanoa, 5056 nucleotides. It is a transcript of the gene IA-2, whose product is annotated as receptor-type tyrosine-protein phosphatase N2. Gene Ontology annotation, molecular function: protein tyrosine phosphatase activity. Bases 373 to 3552 code for a protein of 1059 amino acids. Gene Ontology annotation, biological process: protein dephosphorylation. The record is from RefSeq and is a predicted model, not a curated record. NCBI's taxonomy places the organism in Eukaryota, Metazoa, Arthropoda, Insecta, Lepidoptera, Cosmopterigidae. Gene Ontology annotation, cellular component: secretory granule. The transcript has 23 exons.